Mercenaria mercenaria is the source of this 3954-nucleotide messenger RNA. RefSeq names its product solute carrier family 49 member 4-like. The record is from RefSeq and is a predicted model, not a curated record. Gene Ontology annotation, cellular component: intracellular membrane-bounded organelle; membrane. The coding region runs from base 1274 to 2353 and encodes 359 amino acids. NCBI's taxonomy places the organism in Eukaryota, Metazoa, Mollusca, Bivalvia, Venerida, Veneridae. The transcript has 12 exons. Gene Ontology annotation, molecular function: transmembrane transporter activity. Gene Ontology annotation, biological process: transmembrane transport.
UUGGGGUUCGAUUUCGCAGUCAGCAUACCUGGUCUAUGGAUGGACGGAUGAAAAGUUGUUUUGGAUCGUCAACGUUGGAAAUAUAACAGGAUUUUUAUCAGUUUUAUUUGGGGUAUAUCUUGUUGAUUGUAAAGGUGAGCAGCAUAUAUUUACAGUCAAAAUAUCUUGACGAUUGUACAGGUGAGCCGCAAAUAUUUACCUACCAAAGUUGUUUUCAAAUUCUGUGCCCAAAGGUGAAAAUCCGCUCUAUUUUCUUGGAGCUUAACAUAGUCACGUCGACAAGUGAGAUACAUGCACAUGUUUUUUUUUUCUUUUUGUUUUCCUUGUUUUUGAAUCUUGACUUAAGUUGGGUUGCUAUUUUAAGUAUUGACUCGACACUCAUCAAUCUUUGCCAGUACUUUAGUUUUUACUAAUUUGUUUUAAGCUCGACUGUGAUGAAAGCUCCAAGCUGAUUGGAACCACUCUUGAGUCUGCUUCCUGGAAAAACCAGUACUGGUGUCAUAUGAGAAGUCAUGGUCGUGACCCCAGUGGGGCUAGAAAUCACGACCCCUGGAUUGAGCGACCGACACCUUAUCCACUAGACCACCGCUCUCGCCAAUACUUUGGGGUGUUUCAAUACAUUUGUAUUCUUUUUGUAUCCGGAAAGUCUCUCUUUAUUCACUAGAAUAACCUAUGACACGAUGGCCUAAUGGUAAGCGCUUUGACUUCUAAGCACAUUGCUGUUGGUUCCAGUCAUAAAUGAGAUUAAUUUUUAUUUCAAUGUAAUGUGAUUUUAUCGAUUUUUCGUUCAUUCUUAAAUUGUUCUCUAUAACAUUUUUACACGUAUUUUUCUUUUAUUUUGUAAAAACCUUUUUUAGUGUUUAUUUUAUGAUUUCUAUUUUUUGUCAACUGACUGUUGAUUGAAUUGUCCGUUGAGUGAACGAACGCUUGUCCAGUUUUGGAUUUCUCGGAAACGCUGGUGACAAGUAAUUUGUCUUUAGAUCUAAGAUGUUAUACAAUUUUAAGUUGUCAUUUUCUACCAAGGUAUAGUGACAUGUGCAAAGCGGGUGUUGAAAUCUAGUGUAUUUCUUUUGAAAAAAAAAAACAACAACCAUACAAUCAUGAUUAGUGUGGCAGUUACCGAUUCUGUUAUGUUUACAGGUAAAGUAAUAAAAAAAAGGAUAUGGCCAGACAUGGGACUCCCACAUCACUUAGUUUGACAGCUGAACGUUUUGUUGGCACAGCUAUCUGCUCACACGACAUGGUGUCAGUUAAGAAAUGAAUCCGUGUGUCAAUGGUUGUGUGUGCUGCUACAAUGGCUGUUGUCACAGCAAUGAGAAUUGUAACAUUAAAGUCUGAAAUCGCCACAAUACUAAUUGCCAUUGGUCAAGGUUUAAAUGGUAUAGCUACUAGUGUAACAAUGUGUAUUCCAACUGUCGUGUCAAAGACUUGGUUCAAAGUCACAGAAAGGACCACGGCCACGGCUGUUUCUGCUCUCGCAUCUGCCUUGGGUGCAGCGGCAGCUUACUUGUUCGGUCCAUUAACAGUUUCGAUGCCUAAAUUAAAUGGUACAGAAGUACUUCUAAAUGAAACAGAUACUUCGCUGAUAAAAUCACAGAUGAUGAAACUACAUUACAUAUCGUUUGGGUUUGCCAUACUGCUGAUGUUGUGCUGCGUCAUAUACCUCCCCUCCGCACCAAAGACUGCACCAAGCAAAACUGCAAGUAUCGAUAGGUACAGCUUGAAAGUUGGAAUAAUCCAGCUGGUAAAGAAUCCUUCUGUUUGGUGCAUAGCUGCCGUUUACUCAAUUCCCGUUGGAUUCUAUGGAAACUGGUCCUCAAUCUUAGAUGUUAUACUUAGUCCGUAUGGAAUUUCGCAAGCAGAUGCAGGCUGGAUGAAUUUCUAUGGCUCUAUAGGUGGGGUUAUUUGUGGAGUUCUUCUUGGCAGGUGUGUUGAUCAUUUUCAGAAGAAAACGAAAAUAAUCAUUGUCAUGUUGUAUAUAUGUGCCGCGGUGGAUUUCGCAUUGUUUACAUGCACGUGUGUGGACAUUCGUCCAAAGUCUAAAGGUGUAUUUUAUACAACUGUUAUAUUAGGCAGUAUGAUUGUGAGCAGUAGCAUGCCACUUUUCCUGGAGAUGACGUGUGAAACGUCAUAUCCUGUGGCCGAGGGAGUUACUGCAGGAUUCCUUGGAAUGAUUGUGAAUUUAGGAGCAGCAGUCUUUAUGUGCAUAGAACUUAUUCCUAACCUUGACACAGGCUGGGCAAACUGGGCUCUUGUUGGUGUUUAUAUCGUUGCUGUACCCCUUAUGACAUUCUAUAAAGCUGAAUAUAAGAGGGUGGAUAUAGACAUUGUAACAGAUAAAUCCAUAUCGUGACAGAUUCAUUUCAGAUGUAACUGCUUAUUUGAAAUGAAUAAAACUGUUUAAAAAUUGAUAAUUCUGAAGCCUGAAGCCUCUAUAUUUAUAUAAAGGAUAUUUGUUUGUUUCAGUUCAAGUAUCAGUCAACAUGUAAACACCAGCCGCAAUAUUUUCACAAUUUUUCAACUGUUUAAGUUAAAUUUUGUUUCAGUGUUAAGGCUGAACAUUUAUCACAGAGAAAAUACCAUACACAGUGCCAGCUUUCAUAGCCAAAUCGCUGGCUUAUCGAUGAAAUUGUCUCCCUUGAAAAUACGCUAUCGGCGUUAUCGAUUUCUCGAUCCGGUAGAUUUUGCUACUAUAGAGAUAUAUAGGAAAUGAUUUUUAAAUUGUAAUAACUUUUUUUUAUUUUUUAUGCCACAUAAUUUAUCCAGGUAUGAGCACAAACGUUAUUCUUUCAUUAUUAUGAUGAUGUAAAAAGUUUUGUGAUUUAAUAGCAUCUUAAUGCUUCCCUACUCGUUAUAUAAUUGAUACUAUCACUCCCUAUUCCCACAAUAGAAAACAGAAGGGAAAAAGAGUCAUUUUUCAAAUAGAAAUUUCUUACUUUUAUGAUUUUAAUACAAAAUCUAUCCACGUAUGUGCACAAAAAAAAAGAAAUUUAUCAUGAUCUUAAUUCCUCCCUGAUCAAUUUAAAUCAGUCAUGUUUUAGCAAAAACCUUUUCUGGCCAUUCAAUGGGUUUGUGAAAUGCGUAUUACAUAACUAGACCUAUUACAUGUAUUAGUAUACUGAUGGUCCAGUACAAUAUGAUUGUUCUUAAUCAGAACAGACCAGAACAAAAGUUUAUUCAGUAAUUUGUACAUAAAGUACCUCAUUACAUAAUAUACAUUGACAUAUAAGAUAUGAUCAUGUGACAAAGUUGUUGAAAAUUUAUAAAUUUAUAAAUGGAGAACGGAUCGUAACGGGUGGGUCUUUUUACCCCAAGACACCACAGAACACCCAAACACAUCCCAACGCUACCAAAAAACAACAAUCACCGUAUCACCCAGCAUCAAAAUAAUCACUUAAUUUGAUAUUAUGAGUGGGUAACUAUAUAACAUGAUAACUCAAGGGGAACAACCCAAAACCGCUUAACUGUAAAUAAAGGUGUUGCAGUUAUUUCCCUGUCAAUUGGUGCGAUUAAAGUAGUUGUUAUUUAACAGACAUACAAACCUAAAAAUGUACACUGGGAGGUCCCGGGGUAAAAAAACCCACCGGAUCGUAACGGUCUUAAGAAUAAAGAUGAUGAUGUUAUUAAGAAACACAAAAAGCGUUACAAUGAAGACAUCAGUGAUUGCUAUUCAAUAUUAAUAUGGUAACCUAAACUGUCUGGACAACGAUCUAUGUAUAAUUUUCACUAUGACAAAAAAUAACGAGUUGUUAGUACUGCUGAUAUUAAUGUUUCCAUGUAGGUAUAAUUGUCACUGCUUUUAUACAAUGUAGAUGUGGGAUGAGCACAAUUAAUAAUUUCAAUUCCCCGUAAAUACUGGAAACAAUCAUAUCAACACUACAAUGAACAUGUUGCCCCUUAUUAUCUAAGUAACAUAUUAUUCCUUUUAUCGCUUGCUAGUCUAAUAUAUCUACA